This is a messenger RNA of Strongylus vulgaris, 687 nucleotides long. The record is from the annotation of a GenBank genome assembly. NCBI's taxonomy places the organism in Eukaryota, Metazoa, Nematoda, Chromadorea, Rhabditida, Strongylidae.
AUGAAGAAGGUAAAGCUACUCAUCCAUUCUAUUUUAUCAUUUGUCCUCUCGACCCUUUCUUUACAGAAACUCAUUCAAAGACUAUCUAAACCAUAUGGAGACUGUAUCCAAGCAGAGUCAUUCAAUAAGACCGAUUAUAUCUACCAAGACUACGAUUAUCAUCCCGAAGGAUGUCAUCGAAGCUGCUUUCAAACAAACCUACUUCGUGAUUGCGCAUGCGGAGAUCCGCGAUUCCCUGUGCCAAAAAACAGCAAACAUUGCUCAGCAUUCAACGCCACAGCAAAGGUGCACAGAAAUUGUGCACGAGGUUACAUUCUCAACCAGUCGGUGGCCUUCGGGAGCAACAGACGUAAGCAAAAAUGUCAUUUCUAUUUGCUUGGAGAUUGUGAUGGUAUGACGGAAACAGAAUGUGAGAAUUAUUAUCGUCUGAAUGCGGCUAUGGUGGAGGUAGGAAUAGUAUACUACAGAGAUUCGUUUAGGCAUUCUCCGCAUCCGCCAUUAGCACGUUUACUUUCAGGUUUUUCCGUAAUCACGGUGAUGGAAGUGAUAGUACUUGUAGUGGAUGUGAUGUCUAUUUGUUUCCGAAGAAAGAACGAAAGAAUGAUGAAGAAGGAGAGGAGUAAGGAUGAAAAAGCAUAUGCGCAAACGUCAAGUAACGAGAAAACAAAAUCGCUUGUACAAAUAUGA